This is a messenger RNA of Gastrolobium bilobum, 1239 nucleotides long. RefSeq lists its product as uncharacterized. NCBI's taxonomy places the organism in Eukaryota, Viridiplantae, Streptophyta, Magnoliopsida, Fabales, Fabaceae. The record is from RefSeq and is a predicted model, not a curated record. The transcript is spliced from 2 exons. The coding region runs from base 72 to 971 and encodes 299 amino acids.
GUUUUUGUUAAAUUUCUCUCUAUCCAAUACUUUUGUUUUCCAAUCGUUGCCAUUUUCUUUCACAACGGAGAAUGGAAGACCCCUUGAGUUCCAUAUUCAAUUAUCAAGAGGAAGGUGAGGACUUGAGGCAAAAGCUUCUAGAUACCACACUCGAACUUGAGGCAACGAGGAACUUGAAGAUGGAAUUGCUCGAUCUGCUUAAGGAGGCUUACCAAGAGAGAGACGAAGCCAGAGAACAACUCCAGAAACUAAUGACCGAGCUAGUAUCUUCAACAUCAAACGAGUUGAAAAACACAAUAGUUGAAAUCCAAGACGAAAGCCUUUUAAUGCUUCCAGCAGUUAAAGCAAAUUCGAGCAUUACAGAAUCCAACAACAGUUUAUCACAUGUCACCUCUCCUAUUGAUUCCUUUUUUGAUGCAGUGUCUUCUCCAGAGUUUUCAGACAUCAAGGUUGUUGAAUCCCAUAACAUGGGUUAUAUAAACCACCAGCCUUUGGUUCAAGACUUCAGUGCUGAAAAGCCUAUGUCUGAUAUUGCAGAUGCAGAGCCUUUGGUUCAAGACUUCAAUGCUGAAGAGCCCAUGUCUGAUAUUGCAGAUGCAGUGAUUGAAUGCAUUGCAAAAGAAAAAGUGUUGCCACAACAGGGAAAACUCCUUCAAGCUGUAAUGGAUGCUGGUCCAUUGCUUCAGACACUCCUUCAUGCAGGACCACUUCCUACAUGGCAAAAUCCACCUCCUUUGCAAGAAAUCAAAAUUCCACCUCUUGAAGUUAAAGACUUUGAUACCACUGGCUCUGGGAUUGAGCUGAAUACCUUUCCAAAUACAUGGAAUUCAUUUCAGAAGAAACGAACACUUGCAUCCUCACAGUCUUUGGAUCCUAAUAUUCUCAACUUUGCUGCUAUCACCUCUGCUUCAAAUGCUAGUGUCAAGAACCACUCAGCAUCAAGGAAUCCAAAAAGGCAUCGAUGUUUAUGAUAAAAUUUCCUUCCCCCUUUGAUUACCCAUCAGUGUUCAAAGAUCUAAUGAACCUCAAUAAUCCAUUUUAAGGUUUGAGUCCUUUCACUCAAUUCAAAAAUUGCAAGUUUCAGGAUUGGAAACCACUACUUUUUUAUAGGUCAAAUCCUGAAAUCUAGUUAAGACUUUACUUGAUCAACAACUCUUUAGGAAAUUUCCUUCUGUUGUUUCCCUUCUCUCUUUCUGUAAAUGGCAAUGGCAUCCCUGGUUUUGAUAAAGUAUAAGAGUA